AUAAAAAUGAAGCGAUUUGAGUGGUGAUGAUUGUUUGUGUCGGCAAUAGUUAUUGUGGUAGGGUUUUAUUUGGGAACAUUCGUUCCCUCAUUUACAAGGCAGAUGACCUUGAAGCAUCAUACUGGAACAGCAGAGAUUUUCUUUGAAGAUAAUGGGCUUCCUCAUAUCAAAGUUGAUGCAAAUGCUACAGCAGGAUACGCUCUUGGAUAUCUACAUGCAAGAGAUAGACUAUGGCAGAUGGAUUACUUAAGGAGAUUAGCACAAGGAAGACUUAGUGAAGUCCUCGGCUCAAAGACUAUCAAGUUGGAUGAAGCCAUGAAGGUGAUACAGACAACUAAAACCUGUAAACACAUCGUUACUCAGUUCGAGAAUAAAGAUGCAAAGCUCUAUAUUGAAGCAUAUGUGGAUGGAAUCAAUGACUAUGUUAAGGAAAACUCUCUACCUAUUCAAUACAAAAUCCUUUGGAGUGAAUUCGAUGAAUGGACUAUGAUAGACACAUGUGCAGCAUUCCAAUUUAUCAGGUUUUCCUUGACUCAUAAUUGGGGAUUAGAAGUUGCAAGAGAUUUUGUGAAAGCUACCACAGACAAUGAAGAAUUAAUGCAUUCUAUGUUUGCUUUUGAUCAUCAAUACUUUGAUGAAUUCAUGCACACAAUAGUAGAAGAUAGUGACUUGAGAGAGCUUAAUAUGUUUAGCCAAGCAGCUACCCAUGAAGUAGUAGAGAACCCAAGAGUCUCCAAUAUUUCUCAUUAUUUUAAAUCUGAGGUUGAAAAGGCAUUUGAUAUGAUUCAAGAAAUUGAUAUAGAAGGAAGCAACAGUUGGGUUAUCAGUGGAAAUUUAACUAAAUCAGGGGAAGCUAUUCUUGCAAAUGAUCCUCAUCUCACUAAUCAAGCUCCUUCAACUUGGUAUCCCUGUCACAUAAUGUUCCCAGACGGUACUGAUCUCUUUGGCGCUGCCAUUCCUACUUUUGGAGUUCCUGUAAUCAUUGCUACUGAUAAAAUUGCUACAGGAAUGACAUCUAUUUUUGCAGACGCCAGUGAUGUCUAUCAAGAGAUUAUUGAAGAUGAUAAGUACCUUUAUAAAGGAGUGUUUUAUCCACUUGAACAUGAAGAGCAUAUCAUCAAAGUAAAGGGAGAACCAGACCAUAAAGCAGUGUUAAAAUACACCAGAAAUGGUCCACUUAUUGAUCAAUAUUAUCAUAUCUUUGGACAUAUAGACACUCAUUGCUUUAAGUUUGAAAUAAACCAGCAUCUCUCGAUGAAGUGGAUAGGAGCAGAUCCUUAUGAAUUCAAUGCAAUGGAUAUAAUAUAUGAGGUCAUGUUUGCUGAGGAUGUUUAUGAGGUCAAAGAUCUACUCAUAAAUCUUACGGGAUUCCAACAGAAUUGAGUGUUUGCAGAUAGUCAAGGUAACAUUGGAUUUGUUCCGAUUGGAUCUUUCCCAAAGAGAAAUUAUAAAAAUCAGGGAGCCACAAUUUCACAGGGAUGGACAGGAGAGAAUGAUUGGAUUGGAUAUCUCUCUCCUGAAGAAAAGCCUUAUCUUAUUAAUCCCCCUAGGGGAUUUAUCGUUGCUGCUAAUAAUGGAGUUACUUCUCUCAAUACCGAACAUCCUCUAGCAGGUUAUGUUCCUGGAAAUCCUCGUGCUUCUCGUAUUAACGAUUUGCUCACAAAAUUGAUCCAAGAAAAGACAGGAAAAAUUGAAUAUAAGGAUAUGAUCAAUAUUCUAGAAGAUACAUUGGACAAUGCAGUAAAGCAUAAGAAAGUUGAGUUAAUUCAAGCAGUCCAUAAUCACUUCAAGGUGCACACCCAUCUAAAUGUUCUUAGAACACAGCAAGUUCUUUCUCAGUUAGCAAAAUGGGAUGGAAGCUUUGAUGCUGAUCUUGAAGCACCUACAUAUUUCUCAAUGUGGGAAUAUUACCUCAUUAGUAACAUCCUGAGUGACCAAUUCAAAGAUCAGGAUCUCAAAAUGGAACUUUUAUCACACCCUUUUACAGAGAAAUUCCUUCUGAGGUUCUACAGAGGAGUCAAUAGAGAGGACAACUACAAGCCUGAGUACUGCACAAGCUUUGAUAACCAGAUGAUUGAGAAAUUUAGAAAGAUAGAUGGCAAGGACACAACAGAGGUUGAUUCAUGAGCCGAGCUAGUCACCCUUGCUUUAGAAAAAGCAAUAAAUUAUCUUGAUAAGGAAAAAGAGAAAAGAUCUAUAAAAUGGGGAGACUUCCAUCCCUAUUUCUAUGUAAGUUUGCCUUUCUCUAUGACGCCUUUGGCAUCAUGGUUUGAGAGGUAUACUCCUGGAGGAGGAAACAUCAACACAAUUAAAUACUCUCUUUCAAGAUACGAGCUAUUUGACGGGACUCUAAAAAGUAUAAGUUCGGCAAACUAUAAAGUUAUUAUCGAAUUUGGAGGAGACUAUCACUAUUCUAUUGACACAGGAUUUAGUGAAAAUCCUCUCUCUAGUCAAUACUUCGAUUGGAAUCCAAGACAUAUGAAGUCUGAUCUUGCCACUCUUGUCAAAGGGGAAGAGUUGAAGAUAUUAAGGAAGGAAAUCCUGAUGACAGAUGAUCUCUAGUUUAUUUCAAUACCAA
Moneuplotes crassus is the source of this 2578-nucleotide messenger RNA. Lineage: Eukaryota; Ciliophora; Spirotrichea; Euplotida; Euplotidae. The record is from the annotation of a GenBank genome assembly.